Scophthalmus maximus (turbot) is the source of this 2803-nucleotide messenger RNA. It is a transcript of the gene parvg, whose product is annotated as parvin, gamma. Lineage: Eukaryota; Metazoa; Chordata; Actinopteri; Pleuronectiformes; Scophthalmidae. Gene Ontology annotation, biological process: substrate adhesion-dependent cell spreading; cell projection assembly; actin cytoskeleton organization. The coding region runs from base 501 to 1454 and encodes 317 amino acids. Gene Ontology annotation, cellular component: actin cytoskeleton; focal adhesion; cytoplasm. The record is from RefSeq and is a predicted model, not a curated record. The transcript is spliced from 13 exons. Gene Ontology annotation, molecular function: actin binding.
ACCAAAACGAUUGUUUUUCUUCACCCGAGAGUCCUCCUCGUUCUCUUCCUCUUGACAAAUGCGUAUGAUCAAAGUCUCAAACGCUCCACAGAACAUAAACGCCCUUAUCUCACAGCGCUCUGCUACAAAGCCAUGUAUCAAAAGGAGGAAGUGUUACCUUCUUCUCUGCCACAUCCUCUUAUUUGUGCUCGUCUUCCCUUUCGGCUCUGUGAAAUGCUGUUUCCUAUCUAAGCAGCGGGUUUUAAACUUGAGCGCAGUCGGACCUUUUGUGUUGCUGAACUUCACGAGAGCUUCCAUUCGGAUGGAGCACAGCCCCCCACUCCGUAUAUCGCUGUUCUGACAGUUUGUGGAUUUGCCAUCAGUUAAGGAACUCAGUUCGGCUGAAGUCCCCCCGAUUCUCUCAGAGCGCUGAAGGCAAAUAUAAACCACCCCCCCCGGUGUGUUCGAGCACAGUUGACUCUUCUGCAGGUUCUGUGGCGAGGUAUAACUGAGGAGGGCUGAUGGAGGCUGACAUCUUUGAGUAUCACAAAGAUGACAACACCGUGGAUGCCGAGUCUUUCCUGGGAGAGAAGAGGAAGGUCAUUCAGCCGACGUCUUUGAAAGACCCCAACCUUGAAAAGCUAAAGCAGGCAUUAGUUGAUUGGAUCAAUAGGACUUUGAAAGUGGAGCACAUCGUGGUGCAGAGUGUGCAGGAGGAUCUGUACGACGGACUGGUGCUUCAUCAUCUCCUGUCCAGGUUGGCCAGCGUGCAUUUGCCUGUGGAGGACAUAGCGCUGACCAGUGCUGCUCAGAUACGCAAGCUGGAGUUGGUCCUGGCGGAGUUGGACAAGAGCCUGGGCCUGCAGGACAGCAGCCAGAUCAAAUGGAACAUCAAACGUGAGCCACGCGACUCACUGGGCCUCCACCGACAAAGCAUCAUCCACAACAAAGACCUUCUGGCAACGAUUCAUUUGCUGGUUGCCAUGGUGAGAUGUUUCCAGCCUGAACUGGAUUUGCCACGAAAUGUGAAGGUGGAAGUUGUGGCGGUGGAGGUCAGCAGUGGUGGAAUCAAAUCCAAUGUGCAGACAGAGGUCCUGACAGAGGAGAACACCAGCACAGCCGCUGACUCCCCCAGCAACACUGAAAGCGAGGAUCCCAUUGAGCAACUGCUGAAGCUUGAGGCUCACAAGGUCAACACGGUGAAGAAGGCCAUUUUACACUUUGUCAACCAGAGUAUGUCAGCAAUGGGUCUGCAGGUGGCUGACAUGGACCAACAGUUUGCAGAUGGCGUCAUCCUCCUGCUGUUGAUCGGACAGUUGGAAGGUUUCUUCAUCCCCCUCUGUGACUUCAACCUGACCCCUGUCAAUCCGUCUGAGAUGCUUCACAAUGUGACCUUGGCCUUGGACCUCCUGAAUGACACAGACCUGCAGUUGUCCAACGUGAACCCACAAGUUGUCUUUUUGCGGCUUGUGUGACAGAUAUUGUCUCUCAGGACGUCGCCGCCACCUUGAAGGUCCUGUACGCCCUGUUCAAGAAGCACAAAGAGAAAUGAGAGAGGACAGACGCUCGAGGAGGAAUUCAGCAGCUGACAAUACAAACAGAGCCGAGGACAUGUCGAAUCCUUGGCCAGCUUGUUGUUCCUUCUGUUGCAGAAACACAUAUUUGGUGAAUUUUCUAUUUUUGAGAUAUUCUGUAGAUGCUCUCACCCCAAUUUGUGCAAGACGGUUGAGAAGCGAAAACUCAACCAUGAUUAACGUAGCAGUGUCUGAGGGCCCAGUAAACCUUAAAGGACCCUGACAUGUGAACUUGCACCAAUGACCAACAGCAAACUGAAAUAAAGGAAGUCACAUACGGAAUCUUUUUAUGUCUAGUUUAGCGAUUGAACUGUUGCUUCAGGUCAGUAUUGCAGCUGCUUGCAGGCCUGUGAGCAGGUAGCUCACCAACUAUUGUUGCACCUAGUAUGUCACCAAGCCCACGGUGAGGUGGACGCAAGGUAAGACCAUGCACCGACCCGGCAAAGUGGACAGAAGGGGCCAAGUGGGAACCAGGACGUGUAAUUUAAAAGAGGGUUAUGCCAUUAGUGAUUUGCUUGAGAAAAAAAUGUAUGAAGUCUAUCAUUUCACCAACUUCCAUUGUGUUAAAUAAUAAUUGUUAUGUACUCAGUAUGCAGACCACGGACAAAGGCAGCAGUUUUAAGGUAUUUAGAGAGAGUAAUGUGUACUGAUGUGGCAGGGUGAGCAGGGGCGGGGGCGGGCGUAGAAGGGCUUGCGUUUGGCGUCGUAACUGUGGCUAAGCUGAGGCAUGCAGACUCCAGAAUCACACAGACGAAUCCUGGACAGAGAACUCAAUUAGUCACGAGCAAAAUUCCACAAGAGAUUCCGAAAGAUAAAAGGGAAAUACAGGAGAGUCACAGCACGAGCCGUGACAAUAAUAUCCAAAUACCACCGCCUCUCUGGUUUUAUACUCUCCUGUGUAUUUAGUAUGUGUAUUAGUAAACUACAGAGUGUGCGUCUUUGUUUUUGUCUUAAGGUUAAUGUAUGCACUUUUACAGUUUUUCUUGCAGAUGUGUUUGUUGACAUUCAGCCUCAGGAAUCCAAUUAAUGCAUUUCUACAUAUAUAUUCUACACACGCAUACACACACACAUAUAUAAAUCCUGACUUUUUCAAGGUGUCCUGGGAUCCACUGACUUCAUCUAUCCUUUCUCUAACCAUUUUCAUAUUUUCCCCAUCUAUCUAGUUUUAUUCUCUCUCAACUUUUUUUAUGUUGUGUGAGUAACAGUGUACGGAAUGUGCUGUUCAAAUAAAGUUGACUCUCUCGAGCACA